This is a messenger RNA of Aspergillus candidus, 677 nucleotides long. RefSeq lists its product as uncharacterized. Bases 155 to 556 code for a protein of 133 amino acids. The record is from RefSeq and is a predicted model, not a curated record. The transcript is spliced from 2 exons. NCBI's taxonomy places the organism in Eukaryota, Fungi, Ascomycota, Eurotiomycetes, Eurotiales, Aspergillaceae.
CAACUGUUCACCGAUUCAUCACUAUUCUUGACCAUUUAUCGUCCUUCAACAGUACCAUUCACUCGACACAUCAUUCAUAUAGCAGAGACCGUUUCUGUUGGCAUCCUUACCGUGUUCUGUGGAUUAAGUGGAGUGUGUUCUGUUCAUCCUGAAAAUGCUCACUGAACCGACAGACAAGGCUUCUAGGCUGUCCAGCUCCAAGCAGGCAAAGAAAGUCGUCAAGUUCAAUCUCCUUAAUCCCACAGGAGACACACGAGACUCGAACCAGUGUCAAGAUGAACCCAUACAAGUGAAAGACUCGCAGAAUACUGCUCAGGAGAUCGCCAGCUCCUCCGAGGAACAGGCAAAACUGCGGACCGAGAACGACAUUCUUCGGGCUGAGUGUGCAAGGCUCGAGACGAACUGGGAUGAGUUGUUUGAGUUACUCGGUGAAAAGCAGUCUCGCCUCACGGCGCGGAUUGAACAGCUUCAAUCCGAGAAACAGCGUCUUGCGGAACAGGCUGCACAGAUGGAGAGUUCAGGCUAUAUAGAAGCAGAAGAGGAAUCGGAUGACUAGUGCAGAGUGCCCCAAGAUGAAAGGAAAGCUUGAUGUAAUAGAGCAGAAAUUGUCUGAAAGUAGAAGAGUGAUCGAGUUUGCGUCCCGUUUUCUUUGACACGGUUGCUUGCGCUUGUUUUCG